Rangifer tarandus platyrhynchus (Svalbard reindeer) is the source of this 390-nucleotide messenger RNA. Lineage: Eukaryota; Metazoa; Chordata; Mammalia; Artiodactyla; Cervidae. The record is from the annotation of a GenBank genome assembly.
AUGACAAUGUGGAAAAGGUGUCCCUUUCUCCAGGUGGACACGGUCCUGUGCCAGGUGACAAGUGGGGCCCAGCCUGGGUUUCAACUCCCGGGUCCCCUCAGCCAUGGAGCCUUGGCUAUGAACAACUCCCUGCCCUUAUGUCUAACUUUGAAUUUAUUUCCUUUUAUCAAAAGAUCUGAGGCUUUCCCUGCCUGCUCCCACCUGAGAGCUGGUGUGAUCCCUGAGACAAGCCUGGGAGAUGGGGAAAGAAUCAUUCUUAUUUUAAGAAUGGGGAUACUGAGGCCCAAAGGUGUGAAGCAGCUUGCUAAGGGCUCUAAGCUGGCCUGGGAUCCAGGUCUCCUGACAACCAACAGAGUUUCCUCCCACCUUCCAGCUGAACAGAUUUUCUGA